This is a messenger RNA of Funneliformis mosseae, 280 nucleotides long. NCBI's taxonomy places the organism in Eukaryota, Fungi, Glomeromycota, Glomeromycetes, Glomerales, Glomeraceae. The record is from the annotation of a GenBank genome assembly.
GGAAUGCUUAUCUGAAAGAUCUUCCAAGACGAAGCCAAGAAAUGUUAAUUUAAUUGAAGUUUUUACUGAUGAUGAAGAGGAAGAGGAAACAUCCAAAGUAUAUGCAGGAGAAAGGUCUCGAUCAUAUACUACUGACAAAAAGAAUAUAAGAAUACGACAAAGAGAAAUGACUAGAACUUCUGAGUCAAAUAAAGAAAUGAAUCUUAGAACUUGUGUCAUUAAUCCAAUUGAAAUGGAAGUAGAAUCCACUCCUAAACAAAAAUCAGUUAAAAGAGCAUGA